This is a messenger RNA of Salpingoeca rosetta, 1703 nucleotides long. RefSeq lists its product as uncharacterized. Lineage: Eukaryota; Choanoflagellata; Craspedida; Salpingoecidae. The transcript is spliced from 6 exons. The record is from RefSeq and is a predicted model, not a curated record. Bases 9 to 1703 code for a protein of 564 amino acids.
CAAUCGACAUGCCUCAGUUUGAGCGCACGUUUGGUCAUCGACGACCAUCAACAACCCACUGUCCAUCAUCCCACCCACCCGCACCCACACCCACGAUCCAUCCAUCGCUCCCAACGGCCAUGAACCUGUUGACGGUGCCUGCAGCCAAGCUGCUGCUGGUGCCCGUGCUAGUGCUGCUUGUGUUAGCAACACCAACGAGUGUUGUUCACGCAUCCCACGACAUGUGCAUGAGCGAUGCACUUCGCAUGGUCACCACUGUCCCAUGGGAGGACAGUAGCUCUGAAGGCAAUGCCCGCUGGGAGUCUCACGACGUCUGGAGCGUCGGCCGCGCUCCUUGCUCCUGCGAAGAAGCCAUCAUCGAGCGUCCCAUCGACAUCAACGAUUCCAUUCAGGCGCGCAUGACGCAGCUGACGCUGAUGCCGGACCAAACGCUGACGCUGAACAGGGGCGGGGAGAUUGUCAUCACCAACCAGGCGCCCGACGAGCCCUGCCCCGUGAUUGAGCAGUUUGAUGUCUCCGACUUCACCGCCACCGUCUUCGAGGCCACGUGGCAGCCCAGCAACGACGGCGGGAAGCUGCGCGUGCACGUUGAUGGCGACGAUGAGGAGUAUGAUGUGGCGGGCACAACCUGGACCGGCACCAUUCCGCUCGACAACACCGCCAACACGACCUUCACCCUGGAAGUGGCCAGUGGCACGGGCGCGGACCGCGUCGUCGCCCGCAAAUCCGUCACCGUCCCACGUGCUGCCCCAGUCAUCUGGGCUGCCCCCACCUCUGGCGAGUGGUCCACGGGGGCCAACUGGAUUGGUGCCCGCCCGCCCUGUAGCGACCAGCACGCCCGCGCUGCCCUCAACGGCAACAACAACGACAACGACGACGACGAUGGUGGUGAUGGUGGUGACGAUAGCAGUGGCGCGUAUGACAUCACGGUGACACAAGACACGACAGUGCGAAGCUUCACGUGGGAGCCCAACUCCGCCCUGGUGCUCACCGCGGACGCCACGUUCACACUCGCGUACGACGCGGAAGUGGAUGACGGCGCAGAGUGCACGGACCCGGGCCUCGCCACCACAACCAUCGCGUCCACAACGACAACAACCACCACGGUGUUCACCACCACCACCACCACGACAACAACCCCCACGGUGUUCACCACCACCACCACCACCACCACGGUCCCCACCACUGGUACUGGCGGUACUGGUGGCGUGUCGACGAUCACGCCCGGCAGCACCACGUCCAACACGUUCCCAACGACAUCGAGCAAUGGCGGUGCAACGACGACGACGCCACGCGGUGGCCGUCGCCCUCCGCCCGUGACCACAUCCACGUCGACGAGCGACCCCGUCACCAUUGGCAAGCAGGAGAGCUCUGCCUCCAUUGCGCCCGUGGCCGGCGCUGCCGGUGGUGGUGUGGUGGUGAUCAUUGCCAUCAUCCUCAUCAUCGUCUUUGUGCGCCGCAAGCGCCGCCGCCUGGUUGUCGGCGACUAUGCACAGCUGGACAUGACGGCACUCGACAUGAAGGACGCUCCGUUCUCGUCGUACUUUGGACCUGUCAAGCUCGCCCAUCACGACGGUAACCAGCUGUGGUGCUUCACCCUCAGGCAGGGCGCGUCAACCCUCCUCAGGGAAUGCAUGGAAAAGAACAUUCGCCUCUUGCAGUCUCUCCAGCGCGAGUUGCUGCCUGCAAGCAUGCUCGGGUAG